UCAUUCGAUGUUCGUCCACUAGUGCCAGUGGGAGGAAAAAUUUCUUCUUCCCUUGUGUGUGAAAAAAAGAAAACCCUUAAUUUCGCGUGUUCUGCUAGUCUUUGGAUGGGCGAUUCCAGCACUGAUCAGCAGCAAUCCAGCACUAGCACCAGCACCAGCACCAUGAAGCCAACGAACGGAACCGAAAACGGCAGCAGCGUCAAGACCCCGUUCCUGAUCGGAGUGGCGGGAGGAACCGCCAGCGGAAAGUCGACGGUCUGCAAGCGGAUUAUGGAACAGCUGGGUCAGGCUGACAUGGACCACACGCAGCGACAAGUCGUCUCGAUCAGCCAGGACAGCUUCUACCGGGAGCUAACCUCCGCGGAGAAGGUCCGCGCCGAGAAGGGUCAGUUCAACUUUGACCAUCCGGACGCGUUCAACGAGGAGUUGAUGCUGAAAACUUUGCAGGACGUACUGCAGGGCAAGAAGGUCGAGAUCAACGAGUACGACUACCGCACAAACUCGGUCUGCCCGGACCGGAAGCUGACCAUCUAUCCCGCAGACGUGGUGCUGUUCGAGGGCAUCCUCGUAUUUUACUUCCCCGCGAUCCGGGAUCUGUUCCACAUGAAGCUGUUUGUGGACACGGACUCGGACACGCGGCUGGCGAGAAGAGUGCCCAGAGACAUCAACGAGCGGGGCCGCGACCUGGAACACGUUUUGAACGCGUACAUGACGUUUGUGAAGCCAGCCUUCGAGGAAUUUUGCUCCCCGACUAAAAAGUUCGCUGAUGUGAUUAUCCCACGUGGAGCUGAUAACACAGUGGCCAUCGAUCUGAUCGUGCAGCACAUCCGCGAGUUCCUGAACAACCGCACCCGGCAGGACCACAGUCCCCAUCUGGCGACGGCCGGCACCAGUGCCCUCAAUCUGCCCCGCGGCCGAGAUUGAAGCCGUAGCCAUUUUAUUCUGCCAGUAGAAAGGAAAAUUUUGCAGCAAUAAGCAAAGUAAAGCAAAAAGUUUCCAAAAUUAAGUAGAAAACUGUAAAAAGCACUUCAUCAAUCAUCAUUGUAAGAGAUGUCAUUUUGGGUAGAUACUUUUACUAACUCACACUAAAAUAUUCGUUUUUUUGUUGAAGCAUUUAUACUAAUCGUUUAGUAUUAAAAAAUAACAAGUAUUUAUUACAAGCAAACUACCAAUAAAAGUAACAAUAGAGUAAGCUACACGCAUUUAACCAACUGCCUAGUUGCCAUAGCCUUCGUGGAAAUUUCCGUUCAUUUGUAUGGGUUUACGUAAGUCUAACUGUUUAACACUAACCAAACGCUGUCAUUGGCACCAACCAACAAUUCCAUCUACCGUCCUGCCACAAACAACUGGAGUAACCACUUUUAUUUGUUUAUAUUUUUCGAUCAAAGCAACCUUCAAACACUAAAAAAAACCCUCCAAAAUCAACACCAACAGUAGAAGCAACACCAUAAGAAGCUGAUUUCUUCUGCUAAGUUUUUUUUCGGUUUGACGUUUUGUUAGUUCUGCAACAAAAUAAAAGUUUCAACCCGGAUUUCAAAAGCGUCGUGCCAACCCGGAAUUUGUUUGACUCACACUAACGUAGAGAGUGGCUAAUUUGUAAGCUAGUAUUUAGUUAAGUUUUCAAAUAAUUAAUAGUUUUUUACCUAACAAAUCCGAGUUUACUUCAUCCGCAUACAAAUCUCAUACGAAUUUGACUUGACAUUUGUUCUUUCCCCCACAAACUCUCUCCAGUUUAAGCAUUUAUGAACUGAUUGAUAAUUUCGUUUUGUUCUGAUUCAAAUCCGACCCCUCUAGUCCGAUACUUCGUUUUUCAUUGAGACAAAAACAAUAGCAGAAGUAAAAACGAAACGCACUUGACAGAACGCAAAAUAUAGUAAACAAAGUAAAAACAAACAAACGCUGAGCGCGCUUGCAAGACUUGUCAACACACAAACAUCUGUGUAAAAAAAACGUCAAACAAAUCGCACCCAUAAACGGCUACUAACGGCAGCAAAUGUUAGACCCCCCGAUACCAAAAAUUAGCGCUAGUACCAUGCAAGUCAGACAACAACAAACAAAACAAAACAAUGUGGCAUAGCUCUUUCCUUGGCGUUAUUGUCCCUUGCACGGAGCGUUUUAACCUCACUUUUUUUCACUCUCAGCAGCACUAUCUUUAGCAAAACAGUUUCAUUGAGCAUUCGCUGAGAGAAAAUUUGUAGUCUCUCUUCUCUUUUGCGCGAGUUAUUAGUCAACUAAAAGCGUGAAACGUCAAACGCCGCGCAAAUGUUUGUAAACAUUUAAAUCGUGGGUGCUCAGCGAAACAAUAAAAUUAUAUUUUGAGAUUUUCUGCAUCGUUUCCACUCGUUUCUCACUUUCGUCGGUGAGAUACGCCCACUUGUGAAAAGAGAUUUUUUGAGAUGUCUUCCUCAACAAACGUCAAACACCGUACAAAAUUCUCAACGAUUUUUUUUUCUCGGAUGGUAAAGAAAAGUGUGAAUAAAACGCUUCCUGCAAAAGACAAUACUCCCGUUGUAGUUGAAAAGUGUCAAAAUUCCCCAUCCGUUUCCAUGUUGUUGAUUCACAUGUUUCCUUCGCCAUAUUGUUAAAACCAUUUUUGUUUUCUUUGUUUAUGUUAUAAAUUUAAUUAUAACUGAAUACUCUUUCCCCGUUGUAACGUUUUGCCGCAACUCUACUCAACGUACUCAAACUCAAACUAAAUGCAAUUGCCAUAAACGUAAACAAAUAAUGUUAAAACGUUAAAAAAUAAACAAAACUAAAACCAACCCCGCAAAAAAGAUGAGCGCACCCCCUCCCCUUCGACCAGCUUCAGACGGUUCUCGUCGACCAUCAUCAACCGGAAGCUGUUCUCGGUUGUUUUCAACUACUAAACUCUGGUGGUGGCGAAACGCAGCAAAAGCAAUACAAGAAGAAACAAAGCAAAACUUAGUGUGAGCGCCUAGAGACAAGCAAAAAAAAAACAAAAGAUGUAAACAAACAAAACAGUGUAACCACAUUGACUUGAUAUUAAAGGAGGAGAUUUUUUUUGUAGAGAAAAUAAUAAAACUUUAACCAAAUUGAAUAGGGGCCUUUUGGAAUGCAAAGAAAAAAAUUACUAAGGUUAGAGCUUAUGUUAGCUUUACUUUUUUUCAUCAGUAGUUACCACCGUGAAAUAAUUUGCGAUAUGAAUUUAUAGGUUAUAAAUAAUCAAAAGUACAUUUUGGAUUACAAAUUUGGGAAGCUCUAUUUUAUAGCUAGGAUGUAACGGUUUAUAUUUUUUAUCUUUCUAUUACGGUUUUGUUGAAUAAAUUUGUAUGAGUUCGAAA
Messenger RNA from Culex pipiens pallens (northern house mosquito), 3302 nucleotides. It is a transcript of the gene Uck, whose product is annotated as uridine-cytidine kinase. Gene Ontology annotation, cellular component: cytoplasm; cytosol. The transcript has 7 exons. The record is from RefSeq and is a predicted model, not a curated record. NCBI's taxonomy places the organism in Eukaryota, Metazoa, Arthropoda, Insecta, Diptera, Culicidae. Gene Ontology annotation, molecular function: kinase activity; ATP binding. The coding region runs from base 106 to 924 and encodes 272 amino acids.